This is a messenger RNA of Phymastichus coffea, 2471 nucleotides long. RefSeq names its product serine/threonine-protein phosphatase 6 regulatory ankyrin repeat subunit B-like. Lineage: Eukaryota; Metazoa; Arthropoda; Insecta; Hymenoptera; Eulophidae. The coding region runs from base 199 to 1929 and encodes 576 amino acids. Gene Ontology annotation, molecular function: protein binding. The record is from RefSeq and is a predicted model, not a curated record. The transcript is spliced from 3 exons.
UACUCGUCAGUAAGGACGCUGUAGUUCUCCAUUGAUCGCAGCUGUACGUAUUUUAAAAGCAGAAUUAGUCGGUUAGUUUCAUAUUUUUCGUGUCAUUCGUGAGCCAAUGCAAUAUACUGCAAAUAAAAACGAGGCUAUAAAUGUUAUGUGAUUAUGUGAUAAUUAUUUAAUAAGAAAAGGUGUGGAUGCGGAUGAAAAAUGAAAACUAAUAAAUCUGUGUCUGGUAAGAAGGCUAACAGCAAGUCAAGACUAAAAGAUAAAAAAGCGGACGUUAGCUUCGGCGUCCAGGCUCAGAAAUUGGCUGCCCUGCGAGACUUGGAGUAUGCACUGGAUAAUAAAGAAAGUCAUGACCCUAGCUUGUUGCGUCUCGCCCACAGAGUCGCGAAAAUGCCAGAUUUACCAACGAGUAUAUUGAUGCGUUUGCUGAUUCUUGGCGUGACAGUAGGAAAGAAACUUCUUGUACGGCUGGUUCUCAACAGUCAGAAGAUCAAUCUCAAUACACCCGAGGGAGUUGAAUUGUUAUGGACAUCUGUAGACAAUGGCCAAAUCGAAAUCACUAGCAUGUUGGUAUCUUCAGGAGUUGACACGAACGUGUGCAGAGUCAACAGUAAUCGCACUCUUCUUCACGAAAUCGUGAGAAACUUCGACAAGGUCGACAAUAAGAAGAAGAUAAAACUCGUUAAGUUAGUGUUGAAGAAAGGUGCCGCCGCCAAUGUUCGAGACAGUCAAGGUCGCAGCGCGCUCAGCGAUGCGAUCAUGCUUUAUCAUUGUCCAACUGAAGUGGUAGAAAUCCUUUUACAGUACGGUGCGGAAUUAACGACUGAUUACGUGAGGUUGAAUGACAUUUUCUCAGCUUCGAGAAUAAAGCCGCACAUAUUACCAAUGUUGGUCGCUUUACCAGAGCUGGACGAGAAGGCACGGAACAAAAGAGGAUUCAUGGCUAUUGAUGGUCUUAUCUCUAGUAAUUACCCUGGUGCACACAAGAUAAUCAAGAAGAUAUUAGAUUUAGGUGUGAACGUUAACUCCAUCGAACCAUUUUACAGUGAAGACGCUGGAAGAAGACCGAGUUCACUUUUAAUGGCGGCGCUAGCAUGGAAUAGGAAACACAUGGUGAAGCUGUUACUGGAUUACGGCGCAAAUGCAGAGCAACCCGACAGCUUUGGUAUCACUCCGCUCUUCCGAGCUACUAGUGCUGUCGACUGCUCGCGUGUUUGUAGGUGGCUGAUUCAAAAAGGUGCCAACCUUCGCGCUGCUAAUGACAACGGGUUCGGUUGGACUCCACUUCACGGGGCGUGUAUUCAUAGGUCGAUAAAGAGUGCGCACUUGCUUCUGAAUCUUGGUGUCGACAUAAAUAUUUUGGACUACGGAGGUUUCACGCCAUUCCACUAUACCAGAGACAAUACCCAGAAGAUUCAAUAUCUGUUUAUGAAACAUUUCGCUUUGAUAAUUGCCAAAGGAGGACAAGUCAGCGAUAGCGAUAUGGACAAGAUUAAUAGUUCAAGGUUUUUGCAACGUUAUUUCCAAAAGUGCACCUUAGAGUUAAUACAAAUGAAAACUGAAUACAUUUUCAAUAACAUUUCCUAUUUUGCUCUAUUCAGUAAAAGUAUAUACAGCCUUCUGCGAUUGAUGGGAAAUCCUGUUUUCUCUAGUAAUUUUAAACGAAGUUCACGAAGGCGAAAAACUUUAUUUCCGAAAUAUGCCUACAUGCUCUUAGAUUCUUUUGAAAUUGCUAAGAACAGAUACAAAGUAUUUUUAGCAGAACUGAACCGUAUUCAAAAUACUUUUAUUGGAAUAUUUCCUAAUCUCGUAAUUGAAAAUAUAGCAUGGUUCUCUUGCAAAGAACAAUUGGAGCGUUGCCGAUACCAUUAUUACAUGUCUCUUCACGCGAAAGUGCAAAAUACCAGGGCUGACUUAGCGACCAUUUCAUAAACGUAUUACUACGUGAUUGGGGGAAGAAACUUUUGAACUUUCCAUUCGAAUGACGUACUUUUUUGUUUUAUUCCAAUCUUUUUAUUUUUUAAUAAUUUUGAAGUUUGAUGUCUCUGUAAAAAUCAAUUUUUAGUUAUUGUUUUAUGAGUACGAUUGUCGUAUUUGUUAUUGUAUAAAUGUGUAGUUUGAAAUUAGUAUAUGAAAAUAUACUAUAGUCUGAUGUUAGUGUACUAUAUACUAUUUGUACGUUAUUGGUUUAAAUGAUAUUUAUAACAUUUCUUGUUGUUUCGUAAUAUAUUUACGAAAUUAAUUACUUAGUUGCUGUGUGGUGUGUUUUUUACCUGUAAGUAUUAAUAUGCACUUACAUUACAACUAUGAAAUGAAUUUCAGCUAGUUUCUAAUAAAAAUCUCACUAGAAUAAAUCAUUAGUACAGUAAAAUUAUUGUAUUGUAUUCUUACAUAAAAUAUGAGCCUUAUUAUCAAAGAAUACCCCAUACGAGCUUGUAAAAUAAUUAGCAAUGUAUCGACACGAUAAAGCAACA